This is a messenger RNA of Marasmius oreades (fairy-ring Marasmius), 1628 nucleotides long. RefSeq lists its product as uncharacterized. The record is from RefSeq and is a predicted model, not a curated record. Bases 644 to 1501 code for a protein of 285 amino acids. NCBI's taxonomy places the organism in Eukaryota, Fungi, Basidiomycota, Agaricomycetes, Agaricales, Marasmiaceae. The transcript has 5 exons.
CACUCCCACACUGUUACAUCGUACAAUCGACUCUUCCGUCAAUACACAAUUCAUCGCAGCAUGGACGAGAAUAAAUUACCGUAACGGCCUAGGGGUCAGAACGAUGCACUUAGCUUGGCAAAGCCUUUCUGAGCCAGGUGUUCUUCCUCUAUAAUCAACAUCCGUUAGUCCAGUAUUAUGAAAAAAAAGAUGUGAUCAGGUGCCACCAGGGUGACCAUCAGCUAGAACGCCACUUUUAGUUGACUGUUGCUACGAGGCAUCGCAGCAACAUGUCUUGGACUGGGAAUACUCCUUCGAGGAUGUAGUGGAUGUCACUUCAUCCCCAUGACCGCACCCGCAGGCACUAGGGUUGUCUAGAUGAAUAUGGCGUUUAAAUUUGUACAUUCCAUGUCAGCUUCCUCGACUCGUACGCUAUCAAUAUAGACCAUUUCGGUCUUUUGGAGUUAAAUUUGCGGGGAAUCGCACUGGAGAAGGCUAAAGACAAGAUGCGAGGUUAAUUUAAUGCCAUCAUUUCGACCGGGUCCCUAACCAUUUGUAUCCUACGGUGACUACUUCCCUUCAUGGCAUCUCAACGGCUGCACAUAGCUUAAGACCGUCAGACUAUCCUUGAUAGCAGACUUUCCCCUCCAGCCCCACAACUGUGAUGGCUAGCGAAACUUCUCAUACACCCUCUUCCACCUUUCCCCCUUCUUUCCUGGAAACUUUCACCGUUACUGUAACACCUGGACUUGUGUCAUCCCCCAGUGCUAUCCCAACGACUUCGACGGAGAAAGAUGACUCGAAAAUCCAGUCCAGCGUGGAUACAACGAUGACUACCACUCUAAUCGUGCUUGGCGUCGUGCUGCCCGUCCUUGUAAUAUUUUCUACGGCUUUUUGGUGCUGGCAUGUCAAACGACGUCGGAAGAGUGGUAUGGUUAUCGGAAGACGUUCUGAGUGGUAUUCAGCUCCCAUCAGUCCGCAUGAAAAGUCAACCUUCAAUGUAGUACACUCUCCGUCAUCUCAGAACGUUGAAAUAGCAAAGUGGGCCGCACGUUCAAAUAGUCAGCGGAGUUCGACCACGUACUGGUCGGAUGGUUCGGACUCUUCGCUUUCAACGGAGUAUCGUCCCCCCAGUCCCGACACACCACUACCUCAGAGCGUUCAAAAAGCGAAGCGGAUUACACGUUCAAAUAGUCAGAGUAGUAUGACAACGUACCGGUCAGAUUUUACUGACUCCUCGUCUUCAACGGAGUAUCGCCCCCCCAGCCCUAGCAUGGUCAGUAUCGCAGAAAGUGCGAGUAUGUACUCUCAGCCCAGUCAUCGUAGCUCAAAACCUGGGAGUCUCCGCAGCCAUAGAACGGGAAGAACUCAUUCUCUUGGAAAUCCAUUUGGCACAAAAUUCCCUUCUCUCUCGGGGUCGAAUUAUUCUACAGAGAGACACAUUUACGCCGAUUCAAGUCUUGCCGUUCCCACCCGGCCGACACGAUUGUCUAUUGUUCACGAGGACGAUAUCGGUCCUUGAUUUUCUAACGUGCUUUCGAUAAUCUCUCACACCUUCAGUUAUAUUUCACUCAUUUUCGUUUUCGGUCGUUCGUUCUUUUCAUCGUAGUGUUGAUCUUAUCAAUGAUUAUCAAUAUAAAUACGGUCAA